Acanthosepion pharaonis is the source of this 591-nucleotide messenger RNA. The record is from the annotation of a GenBank genome assembly. Lineage: Eukaryota; Metazoa; Mollusca; Cephalopoda; Sepiida; Sepiidae.
AUGGCGCAUAAACCAACAGGAUUUUUCUACACACUAUUUUCUUUUUCCCCACAGCCUUGCUCUCCACUGUACUGCCUCUUUGACACAGCCUUACAUUCCACUCUACCACCUGCGGUUUGCCACACCCUUUCACUCUAUUUUGAUACCUAUUCCCCACAGCCUCAAUCUCCACUCACUGUGUUAAUAUGCCCUGUUUAUUGCCAUAGCGAUAUUCUUCAUUUUCAGCCUUAUACCCACCACUCUACUCUCUGCUUCUCUCAAGAAUAUUAUUUUCUAUUGUAUUGCCUCUUUCCUACAUAUUCUCCACAGCCCCUUUUCUCCACAGCUUUACACGUCAACGUGUUACCUCUUUUCCACAACAUUAUUCUCCAAUCUGCAACUUUUUAUUUCCUCAAUAAUGCAUCCUUCCCACAACAUCACUCUCCAAUCUGUUACCUCAUUCCCAUAGAUUUCUUCCCACUCUGCCGGUUCAAUCCUGUACUCAUACACUCUCAAGCUUGUCUCUUCACAGUGAUACCUCCUUCCAACAUCCUUACUCUCCACUUCUGUUCAUAUCUAUCUAUCUAUCUAUCUAUCUAUCUAUCUAUCUAA